GCCCGUCGCAACGAGACUGGACCUUAACGUGGUGCGACGGUUUGCGUACCUCAUUGACCCAUUGAGCUAUACUGGGUGAUGCCUCCGAGCAUCUUGAGAGCUACUCCUACCAGGUUGGUCAAUGGUGAGAGGUCAGACAAACUCAGUCUCCUGGUCCUCCAGGUUGGGGGUUUGAAAUGGGAUGGCGUCCAUUUCUGUAAAACUAAAUCAUUGCCACCUCCCCGCUGCCUUGCGGACAGGCUUUUGAGCCAAAGGCUUUGGAUGAGGACCCUAAUCGUUCUCCUGUCUAGGUCUGGGCGCCCUGGCAGUAUCCCAGCCCACAUACAACCAUGACAUUUUCUUCAAACAUAAAUUUCAUCCUGCAUCGGCCGUCGCGCAGAUUAUCAAGGGUCGCCUUAUCUGCUGCAUACAGCAGGGCGGAUAAGCGAAAGCAUGCUACUGCUGGCGCCUCCCUUCUUUCUUUUCCACCUUUUUCUCUUACUCCCAUCCCGGCCCCCAUUACUAACCUUCCUUCUAUAAUUCCCAGCUUAAUUGACAGCAACCGACGUGCUACUGGAGUAGAACCAUCUGCAGCCACCAUCCCACAGCACCUAUCGGACGCCUAUCGGCAAAAGUUCCUUAUAAGGCCACGCUGUCCCAUUACCAUGGCGACAUUCAACGUCCGCACUCUAAGACAAACAGGUCAGCAGGCUGCACUCGCACGCACCUUAGACACACUGGGUGUUGAUGUGUGUUGUGUGUCCGAAACUAGGAUUAAUGACCCUAACGGGGUUAUUGAAUUGACUGCACCCGGCUUAUCCUCUCGUUAUUGGUUGCACGCAUCCGGAGACGCCGAUGCGGCACUCACGGGUCAAGCUGGUGUAGGUAUCAUUCUCAGCUCCAAGGCUGAGUCAUCGUUGGUUGAUUGGAUUCCGGUGAACAGCCGUUUAUGUGCAGCCCGUUUGACUACAUCAGCUAAGGUGAAUUCGCGAAGUAAAACAAAACGCUGUUUGUUUGUGAUUUCUGCUUAUGCUCCCACGGACUGCAGUUCUAAUGCAGUCAAGGACACUUUCUAUCACGAACUGAACACGCUGCUACGCAGUGCUACUAGUUCAGAUAUUGUAGUACUUGCAGGGGAUAUGAACGCACAAGUAGGGCGUCUGAGCUCUUCAGAAGCUCAGCUGGGUGGUAAGUAUGGACUUAACGCCGAACGGACUGACAACGGCGAGCGUCUGCUGCAACUGUGUGCGGAGCACCAGUUGUUUCUUACUAGCACUGCUUUUAGACACAGUGGGCGCCGAAGUGCCACUUGGCGUCCACCUGUAGCUGGUCAGCGAUGGACCCAAAUUGACCACAUAGCCAUAAGUUACAGGUGGCGCGGUUCCAUUCUGGAUUGCCGCUCAUACUGGAGUACCUGUGUCGACUCUGACCAUGCCUUGGUGCGCUGUCGUUUCUCCAUGAACUUUACCGGAAGGCGCACAAAGCGUCUCCCCCGAUUGGCAACGGAGAAAUUGUCCCAGCCCUCUGUCAGGCAAGCCUAUCAAGAAGCACUGCAUAGCGAACUCUCGCUGUCUUGUCCUAAUGACACUGAACUUCAGUGGAAUAGGAUCUCGGCCGCUAUGCACGACGCAGGAGCAUCUGCUUGUGGCACUAUCAGUCGUCAUCGCACCAGUCACUGGAUAUCCGAGAGGUCCGUGAACCUUUUGGAAGCUAGAAGGCACCUCCCGGCUGGUUCUGAACACAAUGUGACCAGACGGGCUAUUAGGCGUGAACUAAAGCGGAGCCUACGUGCUGACAAGGAAGCCUGGUGGACCAGUCGGGCUCAAGAAAUGGAGGAGGCAGGAGCAGUAGGCAAUUACCGGAAGCUCUUCCAGCUAAUCCGCACCACUGGUCCGAGGAAACCAGGCGUCAGUGAGACAAUCAGGGACAGCGCGGGUGCGCUGAUACACAAUAAUGAGCGCCGUAUGGCUCGUUGGGCUGAGCACUUUGAACAUCAGUUCAGCUGGCCCCCUGCUCCCGGACCUCUUCCUACUCAGGUGAUGCAGGACGAGCCAUGGACGGUUAGUUUAGAGCCUCCGUCGGAGGCCGAGGUCCGAAACGCGAUCACAGCCCUCAAUCGUUUUCGUGCCGCUGGCCCGGAUUCCCUACCACCUGCACUAUUUAAGGAUGGAGGUGAGGUCCUCUGCAAAGCACUGACCUCCCUAUUCGAACGUAUCUGGAACGAAGAGAGUGUGCCGGCUAAUUGGAGCGAAUCGAUUAUAGUGGCAAUAUACAAAAAGGGCAGUCGCACAGACUGUGCGAACCACAGGGGUAUUAGCCUAACGCCAGUUGUGACAAAAUUACUGGCCUCGAUUAUCGUUCGUCGUCUCACUGCAGAACGGGAAUCUCGGAUUAGAGAAGAGCAGGCCGGUUUUCGCCCAGGACGUGGCUGUAUAGACCAUAUAUUUACUUUGCGGCAGGUGCUAGAGCAGCGCCACGCAUACCGCAGACCGACAAUAGCUGUGUUCCUCGAUUUCAAGAGUGCGUUCGAUUCAGUCGAUCGAUCGAUUCUGUUCGAAAUACUUGCGCGAAAAGGUGUUCCCACGAAAUAUGUGAACAUCCUUCGUGCUCUAUACUCGAACACUAGAGGCCGCGUCAGGGUCUAUGGUGCCCUAUCGGAUAGCUUUUCGACUACAAGUGGCGUUCGACAGGGUUGUCCGAUUUCCCCAUUUUUGUUCAAUUUCGUCGUGGAUUCUAUCAUGGAGUGUUCCCUUGCGGAAUCUCACGAUGUAGGUGUUGAAGUGCUGCCUGGUGAACGGUUAGUUGAUCUAGAUUAUGCGGACGAUAUCGUCUUGCUUUUCGACAAUGUUGAGGCGGCACAAUCAACCCUGAAUAGUCUAUCCAGAGUGGUCCCAUUAUUUGGUAUGCACUUCGCACCUUCAAAGUGCAAAGUGUUGCUGCAGGACCACCAGCCACUCGAUGACCCCUUGACGCUUGCUAACGAGGAACUCGAGAUGGUUGAUCAAUUCAAUUAUCUUGGCAGCUGCAUCAGCAAUGAUGGGCGCAUAGAAACUGACGUGAGCUCACGCAUUGCAAAGGCCAGAGCUGCCUUCUUGAACCUGCGUCAUCUUUGGCGACAGAAGGGAGUUUCCCUCCGUCUGAAAGGCCGUGUAUACAAGGCCACAGUGAGGGCCGUUCUGCUUUAUGGUAGUGAGACUUGGCCCCUUCGGUCUGAAGAUCUGAGGCGCCUUCAAGUCUUUGAUCAUCGUUGUUUGCGAAGCAUUGCUGGUGUCGGAUGGCACCAGCGUGUCCGCAACGAUGAUGUGCGUAGGCGAGUACUAGGUGGUGAUGAUCAUGCUAGCUCGCUAGAACAACAGAUAGCACUGAAUAAGUUACGUUGGCUCGGGCACGUGCUACGCAUGCCUGGUCACCGCUUACCUAGGAGGGCCUUGUUCAGUCUACCAGGUGUCGGAUGGCGCAAGGCUCGAGGUGGACAGAAGUUGACUUGGCAGCGGGAAAUGAAGUCACUGACGACCAAACUGGGUGCCGUUGGUCCGUCUCGCCUUCCGGGUUGGAGCCCACGUGACUCACCUUGUGCUUGGCUCGAGACUUUACAGGACAUGGCUCGCAACCGACACCAGUGGCGCGUCUGCUGCCGUCUCCUAAUUGGAUUGUCUGUUUAAAGUGUGUUUGGUGCUGAGUUAUCUGCGGGGUAAUGGCUGAUUAUGACGCGUGGCAGUGAAAGCCGCAAGGAAGCUGUCUCGCCGAUGCCGCCUUAUCUUUGCACGAUAGCCAGCUGUUUGUGACGGAAUGUUGUUAACACAAGGUGUAGGCGCCUUGACCCUGAAUGUUUGCUUAGGGCAUUAAGGUUUUCAGGUAAGUCCCCCUUCUCUCCCUCUUCUUAUUCUUUAUUUCAUAGGUCCUCAUGGUUGUAUGGCAGCGAAGCAUCAGUUCAAAUGGCUGAUGUACUGCUGUUGAUGAUGAUGAUGAUGAUGAC
This is a messenger RNA of Dicrocoelium dendriticum, 3955 nucleotides long. The record is from the annotation of a GenBank genome assembly. NCBI's taxonomy places the organism in Eukaryota, Metazoa, Platyhelminthes, Trematoda, Plagiorchiida, Dicrocoeliidae.